AUUCACCCCUCUCCACCCACCGCGCCCUUUCUUCUCCCUUGCGCUUCCUCAUUCCUCAUUCCUCUCUCUCAUUUCCUCCUCUAGCCGUUCCUCUCUUCGGCUGCACUAUUUCUUCUCUUCUCUUUCUCCUAGCUUUAUCAACAUACAUAUCCACUUAUCCACUCCCCCACGCACGCGAUCACAACCAUGACGUGCAACAUCACCACCACGCCUCUCUACACCGAGGCCCUCCCACUCUACCAACGCGACCCCGAAACCGCCUCCAUACGCUCCGCCGCGCCGUCCUAUGUCUCCGAAGCGCCAACCUACACGUCGCGCCGCCAGAGCAUCCCCACUCCCAACUCCACCUCGCGCCCCUCCCCCACAGCCCGCCGCGCGACCACAUCUACCCAAGCCGCCCCACCCCGCCUCGGCCUCCCCUCCCCCAGAUACGCACCCGGCUUCCAAUCCCGCGCCCAUGGCUCCGCCAGCGACCUCUCCGCCCACAACUACAACAUCUCGCACUGGAGCAACAUCCACAGCAACCACCAAUCGCGCCAGUACGAGAACGUCGCGCGCCGCCGCGCCAACCAGGCCGCCAACACGACGGCGCUGCUGCACUCGCUCGCCGCGGUGCCCCCGCCUGCUGUUGUUAGCCCCGCGACUGCGGCGUCGGCAGGGACAUCCCCCGCCGCGUCGACCACCGCGCUCGACAACCUUGGCGGUGGGGUGCCGACGAGCCCGCUCGAGGACCCGUAUCUUGUGGGCGAGGAGGCGGCGGGGAGGGCGCGCCAGCAGCGGAUUUAUCGCGAGAUGUGCAUGAGGGGGGAGGAGGCGGUGAGGCUGGAGAGUAAGACGUGGGAUUUUAUGCUCGGGCAGAUGGCGGAUUGGGAGGAGCGGGAGCGGAGUUGGGGGAAGUUUAGGGAGACGGUGAAGACGGGGCGGACGAAGUUGUUGGGGCGGAGGAUUGGGUUGGGGGGCGGGAGGUUUGGGGUGUAG
Messenger RNA from Mytilinidion resinicola, 978 nucleotides. RefSeq lists its product as uncharacterized. The coding region runs from base 187 to 978 and encodes 263 amino acids. Lineage: Eukaryota; Fungi; Ascomycota; Dothideomycetes; Mytilinidiales; Mytilinidiaceae. The record is from RefSeq and is a predicted model, not a curated record. The transcript has a single exon.